Messenger RNA from Paramecium sonneborni, 567 nucleotides. NCBI's taxonomy places the organism in Eukaryota, Ciliophora, Oligohymenophorea, Peniculida, Parameciidae. The record is from the annotation of a GenBank genome assembly.
AUGAAAUUUAUUAUCUUCAAUAUACUAGUUUAUUUUGUAGUUAGUGAAGUAGAAACUGUCUAUGAGGAUGGUGUUGAAUGGACUAAAAUGCCAAUCGAAUUUGAAGAAAUAGAAUAACCAGUUGAAAAUUUGUAAGGAGGUAAAGGUACUACAAAUUACGGAACUAUUGAUUAUGGAAUCACAGAAGAAAUGGCAAAGAUGUUUAAAACAUUAAAUAAUCCUGAUUAUGAUGUGAUAACUCGUCCCAUUAUUAAAGAUAUUGGAUUGGCAUUCUUUGAAAGUCAUUACUAAGGUUUUUGCAACACAGAUUAAUUCUUUGAAAGAUUAAUUUAUCAAGGCAGUAAUGUUGAUUUCAAUACCAUAAAUAUGAUUGUAUUUUAUUGUUCAUAAUAAGUACCAUGUGAAAAUGUCUGUAAAUGAGUUUAUGGUUGAAUUUAGCCUUAAAAAUUGGGACAAUGAAAAAAACGACUUUUAAAUCAAAGAAUUCACCAAGUGUGAAAUUUAUGAGAGAAAAGAAAAAAAAUAGGACUUAUGAAUAAUAUUUUAUAUUGUUUUUAAAUAACUGGG